GUCUUCUAGUCUCAAUCAAAUCGGUGAAACAAAGAUAAAGAGGAAAAGAAAGAAAAAGGCAAAAAGCUUCGGUAAGAGCAAGCAAAGGCGGAACCAGUUAAUUUGUACUGAGAAAAAAAAAAGGUUUUUUAUUCAGAAAACUAUUCGGAUCAGAAUCAGAUUUUCAGACGAAUCAAACCAAUGGUUUCAGUGCCGGAAAAGUGGAGUUUGGAGAAUUCUAGAGGCAUUAGGUAACAGCUCACAUGGUUGGUACUUGGUAUUGGUGUCGCUGAGCGAUCAAGUGGAAGCUCUCGGAGUCGAAAAUGGCGGAAGUGAGAGGAUCGAACACGUGGAGGGACGAGCUGGCGAGCCUCGUGGAGGACACCGGAAUUCGGUAUGUCGCCGAUCCGAUCAUGGUCUCUAUGCCGGCGUUCGAGGCGGAGGCGGCGACGAUAACGGCCGAUUACGUCUCAGAAGAGGCGCGGGACGACAAAUCGGAGCCGUCGGAGAGCUUGAAGGAGCAGAUGAGGGGUUUCGCGAUGGCGUGGGGGGAGAUUCUGAUGGAAUUGGGGAGAGGAUGUAGGGACAUUGUGCAGCAGAGCUUUCUGACUGAGGAUUCCUACAUCGUGAGGAAGCUUCAAAAGCCGUGCGCAAGAGCUUCGGCGAAAUUGAGAUACUUCAACGAGUUCUUGCCCGAGGAUCGCGAUCCGGCUCACGCCUGGCCAGUGGUAUUCUUCGUUUUCAUUCUCGCAUUGGCAGCUAUGAAUGUAAAUACCAAAGAUGGCAGCUUGGUCCCGCCUGUGAAGAAAGUGAGAAUACACCCUCCAAAUGCUACCCGUAUACUGCUUCCAGAUGGGAGACACAUGGCUUAUCUUGAGCAAGGUGUCCCAGCUGACAGAGCUAGAUUUUCUAUAAUUAGUCCACAUUCUUUCCUUUCAUCUCGACUUGCAGGCAUACCUGGAAUCAAGAUGUCAUUGCUUGAAAAUUUUGGUGUUCGCUUUGUCACAUACGAUCUUCCUGGUUUUGGGGAGAGUGAUCCUCAUCCCAGCAGGAAUCUCAACUCAUCAGCAUUUGAUAUGUUACACCUAGCUGACGCCGUCGGCAUUAGUGACAAGUUCUGGGUGCUGGCCCACUCAGGUGGAAGCAUGCAUGCUUGGGCAGCGCUUAAGUACAUCCCCAACAAAGUUGCAGGUGCAGCCUUGUUUGCCCCAAUGAUGAAUCCAUAUGAGCCUGGCAUGACCAGAGAAGAGAUGAAAAGGACGUGGGAAAAUUGGUUGCCAAGAAGAAAAUUUAUGCAUUUCUUAGCUCGCAGGUUUCCAAGAUUUCUCUCCUCAUUCUAUCAUCGCAGCUUCCUCUCUGGAAAGCUAGGGCGGAUUGAUAAGUGGUUAUCUUUCUCACUGGGAAAGAAGGAUGAACUUUUAAUUGAAGAACCAAAAUUUGAAGAGCUAUGGGAUAGGAAUAUGGAGGAAUCAAUCCGCCAGGCAAAUGUUAAACCAUUUAUAGAGGAAGCUAGAAUGCAAGUUUCAGAUUGGGGUUUUAGGUUGUCUGAACUUCAGGUGCAGAGAAGAUGUCAGGGAAGAGGAAUUCUUCCUUGGAUCAGGUCUAUGUACAAUCAGGCAGAAUGUGAACUAACAGGAUUUCUGGGCCCAAUACACGUGUGGCAGGGCAUGGAUGACCAUGUGGUUCCGCCAUCAAUGGCGGACUACAUAGUCCGAGUUUUACCGGAAACCAUUGUGCAUGAGCUCCCAAACGAAGGACACUUGUCAUACUUCUUUUUCUGUGAUGAAUGCCAUAAGCAGAUACUUUCCACUCUCUUUGGACCCCCUCAAGGUCCGGUUGUCAAUAACGUGGAAAUCGAGCAAAAUCCCUUGGAAGAAGAUGAAGUAGAGAAGCAAUGAAUUUCUACUUCUCCUAUAGAAUAACUCAUAGAGGCAUUGACAUGGAUUUCAUUCCCACAUUCGGAUGUAAAUACCCCCACAGGUAGCUCCGAUUCUUGGUGGAGCCUGAAAUAUGAGUUUUAGUUAAUUAAUUAUAUAUGAUGCUUAAAAUUUUUUGAAUGAUGAGCGCUUCUGACAAGAGCCAUUGAAAAUGAAUGAGACAGCUGAUUCAAUUUCUCGUUCUCUUUGAAGCUAGAAUUGUUUCUCCCAUUAUAUAUUGAUUAUUACCCUGUAGUAUUUCACCUUCAACUAUGUUGUACUGAAAUGAUUACUUCAAUCAAAUGAACGCUACAAUGAUGUUGAUGUUUUUCUC
Molecule: messenger RNA, 2229 nt
Organism: Morus notabilis
Lineage: Eukaryota; Viridiplantae; Streptophyta; Magnoliopsida; Rosales; Moraceae
Exons: 7
Coding region: 303-1877 (524 amino acids)
Source: RefSeq, a predicted model, not a curated record